GAACAAACUUCGUACUAGUUAAUACAAUAUGGCGUCGUGUUUUUCGUCGUGAGUGGACUGCGAAAAAUGUGUGCAGUAUUUUCAGAGUUUCUACUUGUGAAAGUUGUGCUUUUUUUGUAAAUAAUGAGUUCAUUACAAUAUGUUGUACAUCCUUUGCCCGGAACUGAAGAACAGUUCAACGACAGGCUAAAGGAAGUUGCUGACAGAAUCAAUCGCUUAGGACUCAACUUACACCCAGCUUUGUCAAACCUUCGAGUGGGUAUAAAGAAGAUCUGCAUCAGUUCAGUUUAUAUUGCUUUGCUUCUAGAAGAUGGUCGUAUUUGCAGAGUAUCUUAUAAUAUUCUUUCUGAUAGAUUAGAUUUGAGUAAAAAUGAUUCAAAAAGGUCUUGGUUGUUGCGUAGCACUGGAGGUGCCGGAAAUGGGGGUUCAGGCAAUGGUGGCUCUGGAGGAGGCUCUGGUGGUGGCGCUGGAAAUAAACCUGCAGGAGGGGGCAGAGGUUGCAGGACCCGAGCGAAUUCAAGAUUGAUAACAGGUCAAAGAAGUAAUACAGCUAUAAGAGGUGGCAGUAAUAGUGGUAGUCGAGGUAAUCCAGUCAUUAUAGGAACUUCUACUUCGGGUAGUGGUCGUCCUAUGGUAACAGUACCCGCUCCAUACGUCCCAGAGGAAUUAGUCUCGCAAGCCCAAGUUGUUCUGCAGGGAAAGAGCAGAAAUUUGAUUAUUCGCGAAUUACAGAGAACAAAUCUCGACGUCAAUUUGGCUGUAAACAAUCUUCUAUCUCGUGACGACGAAGAAGGAGAAGAAGGUGACGAUGCCGCUGACUCAUACGUGCCCGAAGAUUUAAUCUCAUUACUUGACGGCGGAUUUCAUUCAGAUCAUUCGGUUAUUAUCGAUGCGGAUGCUAUGUUUUCCGAAGAUAUGUUUGGAUAUGCUGGAAUUAGAAACCGUGGAACCAGUGGACGUAGCGGAAGUCGUUUGCCGGAUAGAGACGUUCCACCAGGAGGUGCCGGAAGUAACAGCUCAGAUAGAGACAGAGAAAAUUUCUCUAGAUGGCGAGAUAGGCAGUACUUCGGUCCACGAAAAUGGUUGGAGUCGGCGUUGAGAGAAAAUCCUUACGAAAAAGACUCCGAUCAAAAGAAAAAGGAGAGUUCUUGCCCAUUGUGGAUAUCAGAUGAUUUAGAAUUUUGGCCGGAGCCGGCACCAAAGUUUAGUCAAAUAGCCACAUUAUAUAGUGAACUGAUAGCACUUUCAACUAACGGACAAUUGUAUCAGUGGAAAUGGAAUGAACAUGAACCUUAUAAACAUCCAGAGAAUCCUAACAUACAUCAUCCAAAAACUAUACCAUUAAGUUUGACCAACGAGAAAGUAGUUCAUUUGUCCGCUUGCUCGACUCGUUGUUCUGUUGCCACUGAAACAGGCAAAGUUGCGACAUGGUUAGAUGAGCUUUUGGCUCCUGCUUCAAACAAAUUAGAACAUGCUGCUCAAGCCUAUAACGAAUUUCAAAGUGAUAAAAUCGUCGCUUUGCAUACAUGCCCAUUGUAUACUGUUGCGAAGCUAGAUAGUGGAGCUUUGUAUUGGUGGGGAGUUUUACCAUUUGUUCAAAGGAAGAGGCUUUGGGAAAAAUAUCGAGCAAAAUGCAGAAAACAAAGGCCUUCUGCAAGUCAAUCGGAAAUUGUAGCCGGUUCUCAAGUUUGCAUGAAGAAUAGUCCGAUGUAUCAACCUGGCGCUGUUGGUUUUACCGUUGCUGCGGGUGUUCCGAAAAUGGGCCAACUUCAAACUGCCGCGUGGACACUAAGUGAUACUUGUACAUUUAAAAUUAUGAAUGUACAAACUCCACACACAACCGAAAAGGUCAACAAAGAAGAGAGAGCAAGUACCAGCUCCUGUGCAUUAUAUGUAAUUAAGAAAGGCUCAUCCAACAAGAGGACGGAUGAAGCCUUAACUGAACCAACUUCCUCCAAAGGCUCUAAUAGUAAAGAAAACACUGAUAGGCUUGAUAUGCCUCCACCCCCGUCUCCAGCUUCAAGCACUUGCAGCGAUACAGGAAGUACCAGUCAUAAACGUCAAAAGAAAUUGGUAGUAACCGUUGCCGAUAUAAAUACCGAUAAUCGCAAAGAUGAGGAGGAAUGGCAUCUCAGAGAUGUCAUUUUCGUGGAGGACGUACGGAGUGUUCCGACUGGGAGGGUACUAAAGGUAGAUGGCGCAUACGCAGCCGUCCGUUUUCCAUCUUCGCACUCCAGGGAGAAAGAUGCCGCUAAAGAUCUGGAUGAUAUUUUUCAGGACUGUCGGCUGAUGCGAAAAGACGAUUUACAGGUAAUCAAAUCAAGCUCAAACUCGAGAGUACCAGACUGUUUCCAAAGGACACCGCGUAGGAUUCAAAUUUCUGAGAACGUAGGUCAAAUAUUAACUAUUGCUGUAGAUGGUCAAGGCAUUCACGCUGUCGUUCGAAAUGGAACCAAACUUAGCUAUGCUAUAUUUAAUAUUAGUAGUGGACGUGUUGAGCAAGAUAAUCCUUUCCCUAGCGAUUCCGCUGCGUUUAUGGGACUCUACCCAUCUUUGAUUAAUCUCACCUGUGCAGGCGAAAGCAACGAUUCAGUGCUAAUUUUACGCGAUGGGAACAACACCAUUUAUCCUUUGGCUAAGGACUGCGCUGAUGCUAUUCGUGACCCGCAAUUCUUAGAUUUACCACCAGUAAAAUGUGUAGCCGCUGGGACGAUGGCCUUAACUGGAACAAGUAUGAAUAUGAAAAAUCAAGUAGCGAUAGUGGUAUUUGCGUUGGAACAGCAACUCCUAAUGCCGAAAAUAUUAAGAUGCGAUACUGAAGGCGUUAGACAGGUGUUAACUCAACUUGACCAGGAUAAUAAAAUGGGGAGUUUUACCAGACCGUCGAUUUUGAAUGAACGAUGCGAUGGGAAUAGAAAUAUUUUUCACGCGGUUAUUAAUAUGUGCACUCCUACCUCUAAUAAAGAUAAUGAUGAUCACUUUAUUCAGGAAGAUCCUAUUCCCACGCAGAGUUGGCCGCCAGAAUCUUUUGAUGUCGCUUCAGGAGACGAAGAUAGUAUAAUGAGCCUAGGAAGUAGCGCAGCGAAUAAAAGCAGCAGUCAUAAUCAUACAAUGUCGGGAAAUGUAUUGGAGCCAUCAGAACGACGUUCUAAUGCCAUGCAAAUUCUCCAUGCAUUGCUUUACGAGUCUUCCACGAUUGAAAGCGAUUUGAUUGAAUUGUUGUGUUCUAAAGAUGCCCAAGGCCAAACUCCAUUUAUGUUAGCUGUCUCGUCGCGAAGCUACCCAGCAGCUUUAGAGAUAUUCGAGAGAAUAACUAAAUUAGGCACACCUCAAGAACGGGAAGAGAUGAUAUUUCCUCAGGGUUCUAAUCCAGAUCAUUCCCCCUUACACGUCUUAUGCUGUAAUGACACAUGUAGUUUUACAUGGACUGGAGCGGAGCACAUCAAUCAAGACAUUUUCGAAUGUCGCACCUGCGGCCUAACAGGCACCCUGUGCUGUUGUACUGAGUGCGCUAGGGUUUGCCACAAAGGCCACGAUUGUAAGCUGAAGAAAACUUCUCCAACAGCUUACUGUGAUUGUUGGGAGAAAUGUAAGUGCAAGGCACUUAUUAUGGGUAAUCAGUCAGUAAGAUUUGAGCUACUUAGCAGGUUAGUCAAAGAGACUAAUUUAGUUUGUUUACCAAAUUCGAGAGGCGAAAGUAUUUUGCUGUUUUUGGUACAAACUGUGGGCAGGCAAAAUCAAGAGCAGAGACAAUUUAGUAAAAGUAGACCAAGGACUAAUUCAAGAAAUAAAACCCCGUCUUCUGACAUAGAAUCCGAUAUGCCAGAACAUGAUUUGGAACCACCUAGAUUCAGUAGAAGGGCGCUGGAAUGUUUACUGUCGGACUGGAAAGCUGUAAAGAGUAUGAUUAUGUCUGGAACAAGAGAUCCCAGCGAUCAACAGUUUGUUGAUCAACCAUAUGUAUCAGGACAGUCUGGAACUACAUUGCUCGACAAAUUCACUCACUGUUUUCUUGUAAAAUGCCAGAUGUCAACUGAUAUUUUAGUAGAAACCUUAAUCAAAGAAAUGAAGAUCUCUGAAAAGAAGCAGGCUGAGUUUGCUAAAUUUGUCGCAAGAAGAUUUGUUAGAUCUGUGGUGAGAAUAUUUGUAAUAUUCAGCAUUGAAAUGGCUCCAACUUCGGUUAAGAGGCGGGCUUUGAACAAUCAAAACCAGCCAUUAAUAAAGUGCAAACGCAUCUUUCAAUCUUUGAGUAAACUAGCUAUAGAAGAAUUGUGCGAAACUGCGGAUUCUUUAAUUGCACCAGUCAGAUUGGGCGUAGCUAGACCCACAGCGCCAUUUUCUCUAGCCACUUCCCCAAGCGAAGUUUUAAAUGGAUCUGAAGAGUUAUUUUUGGUUGAUCCUUUGGCUCCUAGCACUUCUAGACAAAAUAGUAACCAGAGUUCUACAGAUUCGUUUUCGUACAUCGGCGAUUCGAUCAGGAGAUCUCAGGCAGCAAGGGAACUUCUGAACAUUGUUGAUCCCGAAGGUAUGGCCAUUGAUAACGACGAUGAUGCUGCCUCUGAGCAUGAAGACAAUCAAGGAGACCGUGAAUUAAGUCUUGUAGGUCAAGCGUCAUUGGCUGAAACUGAAAAUCAAGAUCCACCCACCGAUCAUCAAGAGAGUCGUUUACAGGGAGAAGAUUCAGAUCCAGAACUGGACUUACUUGCCGAAACUGAAUCAGAUAGUGAUGAUAAUCACAGUAAUCAGGAUGCUGCUAGUGCCCAGCGAUCAGUGCAGACUGGAGCUACAGCUGGAAGCGAUACUGGUGGUCUACUACUAUUUCCUGAAGACGAGAGCGGCGAAUCUAGUCAGCAAGAGGAGGAGGAGAGUGAAGCGGGUACAGAUGAACCCGAUAAUGAAGAUUACAUUAAUGACGAACAACUCGAGAGGAGAAGAAGCCGUUACAGCACUGCUACGGGCGGACAGGGGCAGCGCUCCAACUUGGCACCCCAGAACAUGCAGUGGGCUAUCAGAUCGAGAGAGUCCGGCAGAUCGGCCGGAGUGCGUCUGUACGAUUCCAACUUGGUGUUUAUCGAUCCUAGUUCGUUGAGAAGGUCGGCUUCUGGCAACGCUGCGGUGGCCGCUAGUUCCGAACCUAUUACCAUGUCGACAACGGCGAGCUGUUUAGCCAGAGCUUUUGGAAUUGUCGUUCGUCAGAUAGCUGACUUACUUGGAAAUAUAUCAAACAAUAACUCUACAGGAAUACCUCUGUCUGCGUGUAUGGCUGUCUCACCAGAUGACAUUUGCAAUGUUCAGAUAUAUCUUGAAUUUCGCCUCAAACCUACCUGGGAUUGGUUAUUGACAGUAAUGGACGCCACAGAGGCACAAUUGAAAUUUGGAGCUUCAUUGACCAAUUCAUUGGAUGGAACGGGUGGACCUGCUAGUGGAGCCGCCUCUGCUCAGCAUCCAACUGGCAGCUCUGGUUCAGGAGGUGGGCAUCGAUACGUGCCUGCUCCCCCCUUUUUAGCAUCUUUAGCUGCUUUAGUAGGUUCAAGCGGUUCCAGUGUCGUCAGGUCGAAUCAUCGUCAUGCAGUUACUGGUACUACUAGCGGUUCCGUUGGUAGCAGAAUAGUAGGGUUUACUACAAACGUAGAAAGUGGUCGUUCCCGUGCAGACAGAGACGGUACAAAUGCUCACGCUGCAAGACGAGAAUUCCUCUCCUAUUGUUUGUCCUUGAUGAGAGCUCACAAUAGUGAACAUUUGGAUUCAUUGCCAAUUUUAGAUGUUUCAGCCUUAAAGCACGUAGCUUACGUAUUUGACGCUCUUAUUUAUUUUAUGAGAUCAGGAAUGAUUGACCAUAGGGAUGACGACCUAAGAAACCAAAAUAGUAGUCUGCCUUUACCGCCCUGUUAUGAUCAAGAUGAAAACGAAAAUGAGGAAGCGGAAGACGAAAUCGCUCUGGCGAUGGAAACGGAUUCUCUAGAUGAUCAAGAAGUAUCAAACUUAGCCAGUAAUAUGUCUAGUAAUCUUAACAGUUCUUCUCAACAAGGAUUUUAUGGGAAAGGAAGGAAGCACUCUUUCUUUCAGCGAUCAGAAUCUACCCUUUGUUUGGGAUGUCCUCCGCCAGAUCCAUUUGAAACACCAAUGUCAGAAGCACUUCCUCUAGCUGACCAGCCUCACUUGUUACAACCAAAUGCUCGUAGAGAAGACUUGUUUGGUAUUCCUAAGCAACCUGUUACUUUAAAUUCUACUACAGGAAAUUCCGAUAAUCCUUUAGAACAGUUACCCACCAAAUUAAGUUUAUCUACUAGAACUACGGAUUAUGCUAUGGGGCAACCAGCUCAAGCAAAUCAUCCUAUUUCGAGGUCGUUAAAUGUCAUGGGUCCCAAUCCACUGACAUACCCAAGGAAUUACAAUCCAGAAGGCGAUGUGCCUAAAGAAGUACAGAUUCAAACUGAUUUAAGCCAGUCAAGCUCAGCAAGGGAACCCCAGGCCGGUCCCAGUAGUAGUAAUUUGAGCAAAGACGUUAAGAAACGGACCAUGCAGCCAUUUGAAAGUCUGCUGGCAGCUAUCGGUAAUAAAACUAGUGAAGAAGCGAUAAAUGAAAAACCUCAGGAUCUAUCAUCGAAAAGUAGUUCAAGAUCUGUAACACCCGCUCCUGUUGAAACACCUUUAACGUCUAGACCACAAAUAAUAGUGUCGCCUAGAAAAUCCGACUCGUUGGAAUCAAACAGCCAAGAAAUGCCGCAAUUAAAUUCUCUUCCCAUGUUUCAAAAUUCUGAAAGUAUGGAUUCUUGUAGCGCGGUCUGUGGCGACUCCACUAGUUCAGGGUCGUCAAGAAGUCCCAGUAAGAGCGUUAUCGUUAGAGCAGGAUCCUCACAGACUAAUACUAAUGUGACAAAAAGUUGUGAUUCGGGAAUUCUUAUGGAUGUCCAACUUGAAACAUUGGAAAAUCAGGAAAUAUCUGCUAAUGUUACUGUAGUCACAAGCUCGGCACCGCAGGAGCUUUCAAAACCUAGUAUAGGACAGCUUGUCUCGCAUGAUUUGCUCUUAGGUCGAUGGAGGUUAUCUCUAGACCUUUUCGGUCGUGUCUUUAUGGAAGAUGUAGGAUUAGAACCAGGAUCGAUUGUGUCCGAAUUAGGCGGGUUUCCAGUUAAAGAAGCUAAAUUCAGGAGGGAUAUGGAAAAGCUUAGAAACAACCAGCAACGGGAUUUGACACUUUCGAAAAUCGAACGCGACCGAACUCAGCUAUUAUUGCAAACUUUUAAAGAACUCAACACACAAUAUACUAGUUACAACAGAAGAAACUCUUCGUCUCCUCCGUUAGCGGUAAACAGGGUAAAAGUUACAUUUAAAGAUGAACCAGGAGAAGGUAGCGGGGUCGCUCGUAGUUUUUACACUGCAAUUGCCGAAGCUAUUUUGUCCAACGAAAAACUACCAAAUCUGGAACCAGCGCAGGUUGAUAACAAGUACAAUCAGUACAGUGUCCUGCAAAGGUUAGUAAAAUUGAGACAACGAGACAGGGAGGUGCUUCGUCGCUCUCUUCCGUCGAGAGGUUCAGGCCGAAAUCGCGAUCACCAUCGCAGAACGAUGAGCGUGGAUGCUCGUCCGUACGUGCCCGGUGAAAAUCUGCACAACAACACCGAGGCUCCGUCUAUGCCUGACAUAUCGGCAAACGUGGGACAGAGUAACCCAUUGACUAAUGAUCAUCUGACCAGUCACCAGCAGCAGUUGGGUGAUAGAUUGUAUCCGAAAGUUUUCAAUCUUCAUCCUACUUUCGCUGGAAGGAUUACGGGAAUGUUGCUGGAAUUAUCCCCAGCUCAGUUGCUCUUACUUUUGGCCUCAGAAGAGUCUUUAAGGUCGAAGGUGGAGGAAGCGGUUGAAAUGAUUUUAGCGCAUUCUCAAUCUCAUGCUGAUAUGGGCCAAGAUGCACUAUUAGAAUUAGACGUUUUUUCAUUGAACGAAAGAGGUUCGAAAAAAGCCGGCGGUUCCAGGACAACCAGCGCCGAUAAUUCUGUUACAGAAGAGGGCGCUCCCGAGGAAGAGGACAAUGCUCCUCUGUUUUACUGUCCAGGCAAAAGAGGAUUUUAUGCCCCUCGUCAGGGCAAAGCCACAUUCGAGAGAUUAAACGCUUUUAGAAAUGUUGGAAGAUUACUCGGAUUAUGCUUGUUGCAAAAUGAACUCUGUCCCAUCUUUUUGACCAGACAUGUUUUGAAAUCUAUUUUAGGAAGGCCAAUCAAGUUUCAUGAUUUAGCCUUCUUUGAUCCAGUGGUUUAUGAAUCCCUAAGACAGCUGGUAGUAGACGCCGAAACUAAAGAUAGCAACAGUCUAUUUUCGGCCUUAGAUCUGAAUUUCACGAUUGAUUUAGGUCUCGAAGAGGGAGGUGGCACUGUCGAAAUUAUGGCAAAUGGAAAAGACAUUGAAGUAACCUCAUCUAAUGUUUACGAUUAUGUUAGGAAAUAUGCUAAGUAUAGAAUGAUCAAGGUUCAAGAAAAGGCAAUAGAGAGCAUACGAACAGGAGUGUUUGAUGUUUUACCUGAGGGAUCAUUGGAUGGCCUCACAGCUGAAGAUCUAAGACUGUUGCUAAAUGGUGUUGGAGAUAUCAACGUGUCCGUGCUGAUAUCGUACACGUCGUUUAAUGAUGAAUCUGGAGAGAGCAGCGAGAGACUCGUUAAAUUUAAACGGUGGCUGUGGUCCAUUGUGGAAAAAAUGACACAUUUAGAAAGACAGGACUUAGUGUACUUCUGGACGGGUUCACCGGCACUUCCUGCCAGCGAAGACGGUUUUCAGCCAAUGCCUUCGGUAACUAUUCGACCAGCUGAUGAUGCCCACUUGCCAACAGCUAAUACCUGUAUCUCGAGACUUUACAUCCCACUUUACAGUAGCCGAACAGUGCUCAGACAGAAGUUAUUGUUAGCCAUCAAGACCAAGAACUUUGGUUUUGUUUAAACUCGUUAUAUUAUUUUCUUUUGUUGUAAGAUACUUGCAUCUAGAAACUGUUCUAAUAAAAUUUUAAUCGUACUUUAGAUUAAGCGUUUAUUAUGUUUUGAAUGUGAUGUAUAAAUAAGACUCGGAAAAGUGAUAUGUUAAGGUGUAUAUGAGUAAAGGGUCUUUUUAAUCAUUAUUUUCCGUUUUACUAUGUAGUGAAGUCUGAAAAAUAACUAUAGUAAAAUCAUUUCUAAUGUAAAUUAUAGAAUGUAGAUUAUUUUAAAAUUACUUCUCGAAAAGAAACUGCUUACUCUGAAUACAAGAUGAUGGAAUACAC
Messenger RNA from Sitophilus oryzae (rice weevil), 9244 nucleotides. RefSeq names its product E3 ubiquitin-protein ligase UBR5 (gene hyd). Gene Ontology annotation, biological process: DNA damage response; protein polyubiquitination; regulation of double-strand break repair. The transcript is spliced from 41 exons. Gene Ontology annotation, cellular component: nucleus. The coding region runs from base 124 to 8928 and encodes 2934 amino acids. Lineage: Eukaryota; Metazoa; Arthropoda; Insecta; Coleoptera; Curculionidae. The record is from RefSeq and is a predicted model, not a curated record. Gene Ontology annotation, molecular function: zinc ion binding; ubiquitin binding; RNA binding.